AAUUUUGCUUUUAAUUUGUGAAAAUCAUUGCAAUGUAAUUGCGUGGUUUUGUUACUUUAAGCGGUAGAGGAAGUGGUAGUUUUAUUGUAUACAGAAGGGUAAUGAUCAAAGCGGAUUCAUGUCCUAAUUUUCGUCAUUAAACAAUUCGGGUGCGUUUCUUUCACAGCAGACGACGGAUUUCUCAGUUGAUUGAGUCAGACUCAAAGUUUGACGGGAAGUUCGCUCUGCGAAAGUGUGAAGGAAGAUGGAGAAAAGCCUUUUGUUAUCUACAGUAAACACAAGAAGAAAGACUAGAGAACUGGGAAUAGUUCUCCCCAAACUGUUUGAAGAUGAACCUAGAGGUUCUUCAGAAAAAAAGCGAUCAAAGCUCAGAGAGGAAGCAGAGAACACCUGUGACGAGCAGGACUGUAAUGACAGUGAAUAUGAUCUGUUCAGCACUUACUCAAGCAUGACUGGGUCACAGAACUUUCUUAAGGAUACAGAAGUUCGUCAGCAGAUGGAAGAUGAGACUUGGGUGCAGUGUGACAGUAUACAUUGUCAGAAGUGGCGACGUGUUCUUAACCACGAAAUUAAUGACAUUGCCGCCAACUCCAAAUGGUUCUGUUUCAUGAACUCAGAUCCUGCUCAUAACACUUGUGAGGCAUCGGAGGAAGAUUACGCCUCUUACGACAAACUCGCGCGUAAAAUUGGUUUGAAGUAUGUGUUCUCAGAGCUGGAAGAAGGAGCAUUGGUCUGGGCCACAGUGGUGGGCUACUGCAGGUGGCCAGCCUUGGUGACUAAAGACCCGUCCUGUGGGGUGUCGAUGGAUGUGGACCAGGAAGAAGACCCGUUGUUCUACCACGUGGAGUUCCUGGGGGAGCCACGUAGCCAUGGUUGGGUCCGCAGCCAUUUCGUCACUGUGUACGGACACAAGAACCCUGAGGGCCCCAAAGAACCUGACUCAAGCAGUACCUCAACCUCAAAGAGCGAGUGUAGGAGUGGCUUACAGGCUAAGUCCUUAAAUAAAAGACGAGGAAAAAGGAUAACAAAUCAGACUCAGAAGCCCAAACUGAAAGUGUACAGACGACAGAGUGUGGACGUGGCUAUCAAAGAGGCGGAGACGAUGUUAGGAUGGAGUGAAGAAGAGAGGCUGAAAACUUGUGUGUUUAAAUGGUUAAGAGAUGAGACCCAGGAGCACUCAAGGGCAGAACCAAACAGUGCGUUUGACUUCACGGAUGAGGACGAAAACACAGUGUUAAGGCAUAAAUCAAAGGGACGAGGAAAGAAGCGUAAAAAGUCUAGACAGGGUGAUGUGAAAGAAAAAAGCAAACAUCUACCUGCUAAAAGUGAGGCUCCAUUGAAACGGAACUUUGAAAUAAUGUGUAACGGAGAGGGAGACAAAUGUCAGCAUCGAGCUGGGAAAAAGGAGAUAUCCUUUACUACAAGUAAUGGACAGAUCCGUCACAAAACAUCUAGUUACAGGACAAACUUUGGUUUCAAGUCCUCUCUGGUGAAUACAACUAAAGAAGAAAGACUUGCUUUUGAUGUGGAGAUGUACAGAAGAAAUGAGAAAGCGUUUGAGCAUGAUGUUCGUCGUUUCAUGGAUCGUCACAGCAUGAAGAUUGGUGCAUCUCCUGUCUGGCAGAACACGCCUGUCACACUGUUUCAGCUGUUUAUCACUGUCUUUGAACUUGGAGGCUUCCACUAUGUAUGUAAACAGAAAGGUUGGGCUCGCGUGUACAGGGAAGUCACCAAUAGUCCCAGCUCAACCAGUGGAUCGGUAGCCAAGUCCUUCUACCUCAGAAAUCUUUUGCCAUAUGAGUUUUAUAUACGAGGACGAGAGUAUGACGAAAGUAUGAUGCCAGAUGUCAUCAGGGCCAACAAAAGUUUGGCCUCGUCACAGCGUCAGAGUGAUGAGGAAAAAGAGGAUACUGAAGCCAAGUCUGAAGGUUCAGAAGACCUGGAGGCAAUGCUGGCCACUUUAGAAGAAUCCAGUAGUCUGUUACGUUUUGAUGAUGAAGUUCAAGAGGCCAGCAUUGACCUACAACCACCAGCAGAGGCCCCUGCAGGAACACGAGGACUGGACAUACUGUUUUAUGAUGAUAGCCCAGAAACCAUGCUGAGUCCAGGCAUCAAGCUGGCAGACACAGCCUCAGAGUUUGGCCUACCUAACUUACCUGGUGACACUCCACCAUCCCCACAAGAUGCUGACUCUCACCCCAUGUCAGGAGCAGAUAGUGAGGAAGAUUCAGCAGAGGAGCUGUUACAGGAGCUACAGAAUGUCCAGCAGCAGAUCAACCUACUACAGGAUCAGUUUGGCAUAGAAGAAUAGAGAUCUGCAAAUCUCCACCACUUUCACUUUGAGACAUACAACAACAACCAGGCACUGAUUCUCACCUCAUGUGAGGAGGAGACUCUGAGGAAGAUUCAGUAGAAGAGCUGUGGCAGGAGGUCUGCAAACAGAUCAACAGGAUGAGUUAUUGACCAUUAUCAUUUGUAAAAGACCAAUGUUUCUAAAUAUAAUUCAACAAACAUUUUAUAUCUGUGUUUACUAACAGUAAACUUUGAAUGAAUACCCACAGCGCCAUUAUAUGUACAUGUAAGUCAGAGGGGUGAAAACAUUGAGAAUGGGUUUCAUAGUGGAAGAAGCACUAUUUAUAGAGACCAGACCUGUACAGAAGUAAGAGAUAUUAAUAUCUCGGCGAUUUAAAAAAAAAAACAUUCAUACACAGAGUGCAGCUUUAUAAAUGGAUGUUCUGUCUAACUCCUAUUACCAUCGAUCUAUGCAAAAAGGAAAAAGAGGAGCUCAGCUCUGUCUACUUCAAGUACGCAGAUUGUUAUGAAAGAGCUAAUUUUAACGUUAUCUAAGCUCAUUCUUUAAAGGAAAAACCGGUCAAAAUCAAAGUAUGGACAUCAUCAGCUAGAACACUUAAAACUCUUGCAAAAAAGUACAUGUACGACCAGUUAUAUUUUUCUAUUUUUUAAAAAGGCAAUUAGGCAUUUGAAUUUAGAGGUGGGCUUUAUUGGCCAUACUACCACUGUUCAGGAACUCUGACAUCACAGGAAGUUUUUCCAAAUUUAAACCGGACAUUAAAUGUUGGAAUAGAUCUUUUUCUACAUGAGUAAAAAGAGUUCUCAAACACCAUCAGAAUAACCAAUAAGGCCCAUCAUAGAAUUCAAACAUUUGAAUGUCUUAAGCACUUUUCAAAACAUCUGAAUCGUAAAAUAACUGUAUUUUUAGGCAUAGCUUUCAGUUGUCUGUCUGAAGAGCUUACUUCAGAUUGUAGCUUUUGUUUUUCUUUAAUACUACUAAACAUGAAUGUUUUAUACAGCAAGAAUACUGUCAGUUAUUGAGAGUUACAGUUCAGUAUUGCCAUCUUAAACUACAUGUAGUGUAAACAUGUAUAAGUUUAAACAAGAUUUUGUGAUUGGUUUGAUUCAUUUUAUAGCUCUGUAAGGCCAUAAGAUUUUUGAACUUAUACAACAAUGGGGGUCAGUUUUAUGGCUGGAGGAUACCGGACUGCUCGAGGUAAACCACCGUUCUUUGGUAAGUCACUGACUCACAUUCUCACUUGUAAUUGGUAUUACUUUCUUCAUCUGUUUGUUAUACCUUGGGAUUUGGACCUCUCGUAUCCAUUAUCCAAGAACAUCAUAUCCUUGAGUACAUGGAUGUGCGCUAAAGUGUGUAGCACAGCUGUAAUGACCUUCUGACGUUCGCAGCCUCUCAUACUACACAAUUUUGUAUUUUUUCAACAGAAAGGCACAUUAACAUCAGCUAUGCCACCUUAGUAUCAGAGAAUAGGAGGCACACAGCAAACGAUAUAUGAAAGGGUACUAUAAAACAUAGAGUAUGGUUCUAAGGAACACAAAGCUGAGUAUGCCAUAAACAAAAAAUGAGAAAAUGAUUUUCUUAUAAUUUAUAUUUCAUAAUAACCUCUAUUUUAUGCAGAUUUUCUGUGAAUUGUUGAAAAAGUUCGGAAAUGAAGUCAUUAAUGAACAUAACAGGCACUUGGGACGAGAUUAGAGCUACCAUAACGGAAUGUCGUCCCAAUAAAGUUGUUUUCACAGCUGUCACCAUUCACUUAUGAAAACUGUAGUUUAGAGCCAAUUUUACACAUCAAGAAGAAAGCUGAUAACUUUUUUUGUACUUUUAUAUGCUAGGCCACAUUAUAUACUAGUAUACAUACUAAGAAACAGAACCCAAGCAUUCCUUGUAUUCACUAAGGAGCUGAAUGAAGGGUUAAUGUGGCUUGAUAUUUAAGAGGUUUCUGUCAUCAUACCACCUGUAUUUGUUACCUUUCACCUUCACCACCUGACACUACUGGUAGUGAAAUUACAGGUGUACGAGUAAUUAUAUAGAGUCCAAGGUGUUCUUUCACAAAACUUGAUAACUCUACCUUCCUGACGGUUUCCGUACACACAGCAUGACCUUUAUUACAGUUUUGCACUAUUCAUUUUCAUUUUUGGUAUAAUCAACGAUCAGGCUUUAUAAAAGGGGACACAUGUUUGUGUUGCUGUGAAUACGCUCUGGAGAUUUUAGUUUUGUCUUAAAACAUUUUUUUUAAUUAAUUAAUGUUACCCAGCAUAUUGGUUCAUAUAUUAUUUUUUAGUUAUUUUCCCCCAUGUGCGUAUUUCCUUUUUUAUUGCCAUGAAAUGUUGUAUAAUUGAAAACACCAGAAAGCCACCCCCACACAAUUACUGGGCCCACAGUGUGGCUUGUUAGGGCACAAACAUUAUGACUGUCUGUAGUAAUGACAUUUUACAGACUGGGUAGAGGAAUGCUGUAGUAAUGCUAUGAUAUCGCUAUGGUAUAUAAACUAGGGUAAGUGUGAUUUAUGUGGGUGUCUGCACUGUACUCUGGUGGAUUACUUUAUUUUUUAAAGCCUUGGACAGGCAAUUUUUGAGGUUACCCCAUAUCCUCCUUUUUUUUUUGUCACACGAAAUUUUAUGUUGUAUUGUUGGCAGAAAGAAUACCUUAUUUGAACAUAAAAGUGCUGUUUUAGUCUGACCAUUAUGUCUAGUGAUAGUUGCAGAGAUGAUGGCUGUUGUGAUCAUAAAUAUGCUGUUUUGAAAGACUAGUCACACCAUUGUGUUGUUAGUUGCAGAGACAAUUGUUGUUGUGAUGUGAUGCUUUGAAUGCCCUUAUCUGGCCAUUAUUUUGUAUUUCCUUUGAAGAGAAUUGGUGGUAGUUGUGAUCAUAAGUGUCCUGUUCGGAAUGGCCUUAU
Messenger RNA from Liolophura sinensis, 5204 nucleotides. RefSeq lists its product as uncharacterized. The coding region runs from base 245 to 2311 and encodes 688 amino acids. Gene Ontology annotation, molecular function: zinc ion binding; DNA binding. The record is from RefSeq and is a predicted model, not a curated record. The transcript has 13 exons. Lineage: Eukaryota; Metazoa; Mollusca; Polyplacophora; Chitonida; Chitonidae. Gene Ontology annotation, cellular component: nucleus.